Messenger RNA from Bombus pascuorum, 10658 nucleotides. It is a transcript of the gene Mctp, whose product is annotated as multiple C2 and transmembrane domain-containing protein. Gene Ontology annotation, biological process: regulation of neurotransmitter secretion. The record is from RefSeq and is a predicted model, not a curated record. The transcript has 9 exons. Gene Ontology annotation, cellular component: synaptic vesicle membrane. Gene Ontology annotation, molecular function: calcium ion binding. NCBI's taxonomy places the organism in Eukaryota, Metazoa, Arthropoda, Insecta, Hymenoptera, Apidae. The coding region runs from base 935 to 4120 and encodes 1061 amino acids.
GUGAAAAAUUAUUGUGAUGCGAUCUUUUAAUGUCGUUAAAAAAUGACAGAUGCGGACAGUUUUGCUUCGAGAUUUACAAGGAAGACUUGUUAGCAUUUUUACCAUUGUUAACGCACGAAGAUUCGUCGAUGUGUAAAAGUGUGGCGUAACAAAGUCGAAGAUACAUUACUGCAGUUAAUUUUAACAAUAGAAGGAUAACAAUGCCAUGGGAGUGGAACUAAAACAGUCAACGAAAUAUUCAUGGACAUCGUCGUAUAAGAUUUUGAAAAUUCAAAUUCCAAUUUACCUUGCACUAUUAUUCGUUAUUGCUAUUUCACAUUUUAUUUUAUUUUAAUUGUUAUUUUAAAAAUUCUUUUUAUUCCAAUUUGCAAUUUUUAAAGUUAUACGUACAGAAUCUUUGUCAACUUCUUUAAAUUUACUAAAGAAUAAUAUUUAAUUAAAAUAUUUAAGAAAAAUAUUUAAUUAUUAAAAAAAUCUUUUUAUAUUAUAUUUUUUAUAUUAUAUCAUAUUAUAUGUAACUCCAACUUAACCCUGAUCGAACGAAAUUCAUAGUUCAAGAUAAAAACUUCGUUGAAAGUGAAGUAACAUCAAAAAUACGAAAACAUAUUUAUAUAUAAAAAAGGUACAAGUUUAUAAGAAGAAAUUAACAGGAUAAAAUAUAAAUUUUACAAUUCUGACAACUGUAAUCAACGAUGAUCGACGUAACUAUCCUAUCGACCGUGGAGAAGGAAAGAAAUUCUCGGCGUCACGUCGGGUGGUGUCAAUUAGGCGCGUAUUCGCACGCGAACACCGGAAGAAAGCGUUUAUUGGUCACAUAAUGUGUAUAUUCAAAAUAUUGCAAGGCAAGCGUUUCCACUCGAAACACCUAAAAAAUACCAUUCCCUAGUAUUUUCAGUUCAUAACGAAUCAUCAUCCUACGUCACAGCUUUACAAAAUGAAGAAGAACGUAGAACCCAUAAAAUCUAAAACAGACUCGAAAGAAACAACCAACGAAAAUAAUCAAGAUGAGCGUCCGAGAGACUUGGCAGAAAGUCAAAUAUCAGACACCGAGUCCAAACUGGAAAUGUCUGACCAAGAACCAACAGUGGUGGCACCACGGAGCGGAAGUAGCUUUUUAAAGCGCGACAAGGUGAGUGACAUCUCUCCAAAACAAUUGUCGAUCGAUUCAAAAAAUUCUUCUACGAAAACUUCCUCAAAGUUCCUCAAAAUAAUCUCCAACGAAGAAUCUCAUGAAAAUAAAUGGAAAAAAUUUUGGAUUCAUCAUCGAGACAAGUUUCGACACAAAUCCGAGGAAGAUUUCACAACGAGGAAUCGAACAUUUGAAGAGAUGACGGCGGAAGUGGAUGCGGUAUUUCGAAAGGCGAUUCGAAGCAUGCGAUUCGAUCGAUCCGAUAUCGAUCGUCGAUAUUUUAAUAUUGACGAGAGUUCUCCAGAGAAAAGUGCUGGCCAAGAUGAUAACAAAAACACUGAAAGCAUUUCAGAGUUACCGCAAACCGUCGAAGCGCCACCUCGAAGGUUAAGAUUGAGUACCAGUCGUAUAAAAGACCGUAAGUUCAUGGACGUUUUGGCAGGUGAGCAAGGUACCUUUAAGAAAAAAUCCGAGAAAAAUGAUCCUACUCUCAUAAUUUCUAGCGUUAACGAAGAAAAACAGAAAGAAAAUACAUUUAAAGCUACUAGUGAAAUACCUGAUAUUAAUUUCCUCGUAGGAAUCAGUGCCGAAGAGAAAGAUGUUCGAUUGGAAAAUAAGAUUAGAUCGGAUCGUUCGACUAGAAGGUGGAGUUCGUUGGAAAAUUUAGCGAGAAAGGCGGAAAAUGUUGGAGGAGAUUCUUCUACAAAUAGGAUAGAGGGUUUGUCGAUCGAAAGACCAGUUCGAAGCAAAGAGAAGAGAACGAUCGGAUCUUUGAGAUCUUCGUUGGAGAGGAAGAUGGGCUCUGUGGAGAGGAUCUUGGAGGAUCAGAUAGAGAAAAUAUGGGAAGAGAAGGUGGAGAAGCAUCCGUGGCUGCUGCCUAUAGAAAGUUGGAUCGUUGAACGUUGUAGACCCUCUGGAACGUAUUCUGUCGUUCACGACAGGAAAAAUAGUGGUUUGAAGAUGGAGGAGGGGAGGUUGAGCGAGAAAGAGCAGAGUUUUGAUUUCAAAUUUACCGCGCCUGAAAAGAAGGACGAGGAGGGAAGAAUAGAGAUUAAAUUGGAACAUUUAAAGAGAUCGGAGAGAUCGGGAUUCGAGACUGCAAAUUUGAUUUCGAGGUUGAGGAAGUCUUCUGAACAGUCGAAGGUAGAGGAGCAAGAGGUUUUGGACGCGAAGGACGUGAAGCAUCAUGAUCUGUUCGAUAAACUCAAGGGCAAUGUUAGAGAGAAAAUGGAAGAUAUUCAUAGGUAUUUCCAAAGGACCAAUCGAUUGGCGGACGUAAAUAGACGGUUAAAGUCACAGAUAUGGAGCUCCGUAGUAACGAUUGUUCUUGUGGAGGCGAAGAAUUUAUUACCGAUGGAUAUAGACGGUCUUUCGGAUCCCUAUGUCAAAUUUCGUCUCGGAACAGAAAAGUACAAGUCAAAAGUGGUGCACAAGACCUUGAAUCCCGUUUGGUUGGAGCAAUUCGAUCUCCAUCUUUACGAAGAUCCUUAUUUAGGCCAAGAAUUGGAGGUCACGGUGUGGGAUCGGGAUAAAAGCCACCAGGAUGACCUAAUGGGAAAAACGGUAAUCGAUCUGACGACGCUUGAACGUGAGACGACCCAUCGACUCUGGCGGGAUCUCGAGGACGGCUCUGGCAGCAUAUUUUUACUGUUAACUAUUAGUGGUACCACCGCUAGCGAAACGAUCAGCGAUUUAGCCGCUCACGAAGACACACCUCGUGAACGUGAGCAAUUAUACCAAAGAUAUGCUUUGGUGAACUCGUUGCAGAGGGUACGAGACGUUGGUCAUUUAACAGUAAAGGUAUUCAGAGCACAAGGUCUCGCGGCAGCCGACUUGGGUGGGAAGAGCGACCCUUUUUGCGUCUUGGAAUUGGUAAACGCAAGAUUGCAAACCCAGACGGAAUAUAAAACGCUGGCUCCAAGUUGGCAGAAAAUAUUCACCUUUAACGUGAAAGAUAUCAAUUCGGUGUUAGAGGUGACGGUGUACGACGAGGACAGGGACCAUAAAGUAGAGUUUCUCGGCAAAGUCGCCAUACCUCUUCUAAGGAUAAGGAACGGUGAGAAACGAUGGUACGCGUUAAAGGACAAAAAACUGAGGGGUCGUGCCAAAGGAAAUUCUCCGCAAAUUCUUUUGGAGCUGAACGUGGUGUGGAACGUUGUCAGAGCAUGUGUUCGAACAUUAAAUCCCAAGGAGAAGAAGUACAUGGAACCAGAGAUAAAGUUCAAAAGACAGGUGUUUUUACGUAACGUUCUCAGGCUGAAGGCAAUCAUCGUUAUCGUGAUUGAUAUUGGAAAAUACGUGCAGAGUUGCUGGGAAUGGGAAAAUAAAAUGAGAAGCAUCAUCGCACUGGUCAUCUUUAUUUUGGGCUGUUACUACUUUGAACCUUACAUGUUUCCUGGAAUAGCACUCCUUAUCCUGUUAAAGUAUUAUCUGGUUGCGGUAAUAACCGGUACGCCCUUAUCGCAUCAAUCGAGUUCCCACUUCCAUGACGAGGGUGACGAAGGUCCUACCACUCCUGGGGACGACGAUGACGACGAUGACGAUAAGGACAAAGAAGAGAAAAAAAGUCUGAAGGAACGCUUACAAGCGAUUCAGGAGGUAACCCAGACUGUUCAGAACUCGAUCGGUUAUAUAGCCAGCCUCUGUGAAAGAGUGAAGAAUCUCUUCAAUUUCACUGUCCCUUAUUUGAGUUAUUUAGCUAUGAUUUUGGCGAUCCUCGGUGUUGCUGUCUUGUAUUUCAUUCCACUAAGAUACCUUAUCCUAGCAUGGGGCGUCAAUAAAUUCUCCAGGAAAAUUGUCCGGCCUCACUCGGUUCCAAACAACGAGCUUCUAGACCUCAUAACUAGAGUGCCCGAUGACGAGGAGAUCCUUAAUUACAGAGAGUUGAAACCAUUACCAACUGCCGAUUGCGAGAAGAGCAGUACAUCGGGUAGUCCAGGUGCGUCGAAUUUAACGCGGAGGGAACAGAGGAAAAGGCACAAGGCCGCGUAGCAGCAUGCCCCGCGGCCGGAAGUCGCGGGUCUACGAUCACCGAGCAUCCUGAAGACGGUCCUGCUGCGCCGUAAGAUGCGUCAGCGAAAGGGAUCAGCGGAGAAUCCGGAUGUGAUCGACAUAGACUGAGAAACGUUUUGUUUCCACUCGUAGUUGUCUAGCUAGGGGGGGAUUUUCAUCAUUCUAGUUUCCAGUCUUAUCUGGUCACGUUAAGAACACCUCGCGUGGUAUAUCUUCGAAGUCUGAACUGUUUUAUUCUCAGUGAGAGUAGUUUUACAUCAUAUUAUGAAGAGAAAUAGGAAAUAGAUAAGAUAUAGUUAGAGGAUGAAAGAGAUCAACCACCAGAUGGUCGAGUUCACUGCAAUAAGAAAGAGAAAAGAAGAUUGUAAUCACAAUAUUCAGAAGGACUUCCGCAUUUUUAUAGCAUAAGAUAUUCAAAGCUUCAACUAUAUUCGAUAAUUAAAUACGUAUAUCCGUAAUAUAAAAUCGCUAGAUACGUUUCACGAACGCGCUGGAAACAUUUGUCAAUGUUUACCAAGCGAUAUUUCUCACGACGAAAUCUCCGGGACAUACCACACAAAAUUGUUAUUAGAUAAUGUUUCGAUUCGAUAGUUGGAACGUGUCGACGCAGAAAUACAUAGAGAAUUUCGUAAAAAGAAGCAAAUGAUGUCUUUUCAUCUAUAUAGUAUCUCUGGAAUGUAAACGUGUGGCACAUUAGUAGUUUUAUCGAACGACUCAGCUAUAAUGGUGUUGGUAAGUCUGUGUGAAUGUUCGUCGACAAGGAAGUCAAAAUGAAAGUUGUAAUUUCCCAAUAACACUCUCAUGAAAUUAACGACAGUAAAAUAUUGAAUUUUAUUCUGAAUAUAUAAUAUCUAUUUCCUUGAAAAUUAAAAAAUUCCAUAAAUUCGAAUUUAACGAGUUUAACAAACGUAACGUCAAACAAGGAAACAAGUUACGAUAAAUUAUCGUUUGACUUUCCCUUUUGAGAAAAAACGAAGGAAAACACGAAUAGACAAACGUUUUUGAAAGUAUAUAUAUCUCGUUUGAACGGAAGAACCGCGUUUCAAAUGUAUCAAAACUCAACGAAGAAUGUGCGUUCGAUAGCGGUAUAUUAGCUAACAAUAUCGACGGAGAAGAGAUACCAUAGUUAUUUAAAGAAGAAAAACGAGAAAAAUACGCGAGAAUAAUUCCUACUAACGGGUUAUCCUCGUCGAUCCGUUUCGUCCAUCGGUGUCGUAGAUAUAGCUGCUACAGAAUCGUUACCAGUGACAGAGAGAGAUAUUAACAAGUUUAAAAGAAAAAAAGAGGAAAAAAUAUAAAAAAAAAAGAAAGGAACAAAAAAAGACAAAUAUAGUUGUUCUACGGCGGUCUUAUUUAGCCGACAAAAUUCGCUCGACGAGUUGUUUCUUCCAUUUCAAGAACGACGAAUAGAGUCAGUUAUUCAACAUUCACACAUCUAAACUUUAUUCGAUAUACUAUAUUAUUGUAAAAGAAGAAAGUAAUAACAGUUCGAUCGGUAUAUGUAGUCUGUUCUUAUUCGAGUCUUUGUGCUACCUCGUGCUGUAAUUAUCGCGUUAUAGUCUUACGAUUGUAAUUUUACUAUUCAACGAUCGCCGAGGAGCUAUUCGUCGUUCGUGAAAUCAGUUUAUUAUUUAGUCUUUUACCGUUAAGACCUCUCAAAGUGUCCUAAUGUUAUUUUCUUUAAAUAGUAUUUAAUAUUAUCGAAUUCUUCGUUCCAACGCACACUGUCACGCGUUCAUUCGCCUCCUCGAGCAUGAAUACAAUAAAAUUAACAUAUGCUAUAACGAGCAUCUUUGCGUGUGGAAAAUUGUAAAAAGUGACAGAGUUUCUCUUUACGGUUGAAUGAUAGAAUUUUAUUACAACUGUUCACGUUAUAACCAGGAACAUAUCGCAGUUUAAAUAAAAGGAAAAUAUUCAAUUUCUAAUAGAAUCGUGCUGGGUAAUGGCAUUAUGCGAUUUCUUUGUACAAAUCAUGGUAAUUAACGAAGAAACCGUAGAAAAUAUUAGUCGUGCGUGAAGAUGUUCGGAAGAAACCGGAAAAAAAGCAUAGAAAGGGGCAGAAAGUUUCUCCGACCAGUUGUAUUACUAUUUUUAUAACAAUAAUAGUUAUCGCUGUCCUCGUGACAAUAGUUUGUAGCUCUUGCGAUUAAAUAACGUUCCAGCCAGACCUCGUAACUUUCUUCAUUGUGAAUAUUACGCUGCGUUCUUUUUAUACCGGUUUUUCUCUCAUUGUGUAAUCAUCAUCAUAAUAUUGUCUCUGUAAAAAGGAAAAACCACAUUACUUCCGUUAUUUAUGUUCCAUUUCCGGAUAGUUACGAGCUCGCAUUGUCGCAAAAGCAAUAAUAGCCGAAUAAAGAUAUUAAUAUUACAAUUUUAAAAGUUGUACACCAAGUGUUAUAUGAAAAAUAUCGUAAAAUUAUGCGAUGACUAGCAUGCGACUAGUAAAAGAUCCAUAAAAUAAUUAUAAACGAAAUUUUGUAUUUUCGAGUACGUUUUAAGGAAUUUAUUAUAGAGUAAAAUUUGGCUAAUUAGCGAUCUGUCAAAUGAAUAUGGGUAAAUCUGCCAUGGCAAACAUGCUUGAGGAGGGAGGCAAAACGCGUUGAAUUAAUUAUUCCUAACCGCGAUUUUACGGUUCGUGCUAGCCGAUGAGAAAGCUGAAAGGAGAAGGAGAGAUAUCGCUGAUCCAUUUUUUCGCUGUUCUAACUCGGAACAUCGCGACAUCGCCAUUUUUUUCCAAGUCUUUCGCUAUCGUUUUUCUCGCUGUUUCUUGUAUUCGUAUGAUCGUGAGGUUCAUGAUGUCAGUAAAAUCACAAGUGUUGUAAAAGAAAAUUGUAUCUUUCGAGUACAUUUUCACUCAUAUUUGACCUUUUGAAGCGUUAUAAAUAUUUUUUAUAUUUCAUUCGAAGUUUUUAUCUCUUUUUUAAUACAUUUGUAUAAUAUUUUUAUAUAUUCAAUUAUACAUAUUUUAUUUUUUGUAUAUUUAUAAGGAUACAGAGAUACAAUUGUAUUGUUGAAUUUAUAAAUCUGCAAUUCUAACUUAACUGUAUAAAACAAAUUUAUUAUAGCUGCUUAGUACAGUCUUUUAAAAUGCAGUUUGUGUUAAGAUGAAAAUUUUAAUUUCAAAUUAAGAUGAUUGAAAAAGAAGUUACUAACAGACUGAAAUUAUUUUAAACAAUUAAUUCGUGUAAACAUACAGAACAUCUUUUAACAUUUAAAUUUAUGAAUUUACAUAAUUUUAAUAUUCUGUACGCAUAUUUACAUAUUUAUAUUCGAAAUAUUGAAAGAAAUUAUAAAAAUUAGUAGAACUAGAAUUAGUUCUUAGAUUAUUAAAAUUAAAUAGCAGAUACUAAAAUUAUCCUAGCUAAAUCGUCGUUAAAUAACAUGAUCGGUCAACUAUGAAAUUGACGAAUCGUAAAGGAAUCGUAAAGGAAUCGUAAUUGAAAUCAUGACUGAAAGUUCCGUUAACGUAAUUCUAUCCCCAUCUUCCGUAUUUUAUCUUGGUAGGGAAUUAAAGAAACCGGACUAUAGCCGGAAGUAGUUCGCGCUUCAAAGGGUUCAAAUGUAAGUAAUAUCGGCCAUAAGUAUUCAGACAACUCUUGAUACUUAGUACAAAUUAGAUGCAUUUCACUGUUUUUAUUUUUGUUACAAAUGUGUUAUUUCAUUCGCGUUACCUAUGUUUUAUAACGUAAAAAACUAAAUGAAAUAAAAUUUAUUUGAAAUAUUUAAUAAAAUCUCAUGGGUCGGUAAAGGAGGUAUUACUAUUUAUCGUUCACUGUCACGCGUUCCUACAUUCUUUUGUUUAUAUAUGACACUUUCGGCCAAUUCGCGUGCUUAACUUUACGAUCGUGUUGCGUUUGUUAACAACCAAUCAGGCUAGUAUUUCUUCCACAGGACUUUCUUUGAAUUCAGCAGUAUAACUAAGUGUCUUAAAUAUGUACAUACCUAUGGUCAACAGUGCAUAGUAACGUUCAUCGCCGAUUUUGGGCCUGUGUCGAGAGAUAAAACGUAUAAUACAGAACACACUGAAUACUUACACGUGAACGUGAGAUACAUACGAAAAGCGAGGGAAAAUUAGGCGAUUCUUUCUAUUAUGUAGAAUCUAAUCAACGAACUUUCUUCGUAAGUGAAAAACUUGUGAUAUUGCAAAUCAAUUUCAUUGUGUUUAGGUCGAGAGAUGUAGAGCGUGUGAUUUAAAAUUUCGUGACUAUAGCUAAACAGAAACUUUUCUUUUUUAUAGAUCUUAGUUUAGCUUCGUUUUAUUAUAAGACGGACAAUCAGAAGUAUGAGUCGAUUAUUGAAUUUAUUGGUGUUGAUUUUCGGGAUUUUAAAUCACAUAGCUGAUAAAGUUGGUAUGUUUUCUAUAGUUAUUCCAUACGACAUUCCUUGUAUUGAAAUUGUGUGGGUACGUGGAUUCACUUUUCCAUUUAUGUUUUCCAUGAAAUUGUGAGAAUAUAUUCUCUUGGUAAAUUUUGGUAAAAUACUUUGUAUUUAGAUAAAAGGUAAAUUUAAGUAAUAGAUAAACAAUGAUCUGGGUAACAAUUCAUUGUAUUCUUUUUAAAAAGAUUAUAAUGUGUAGUGUGCUCAUGCAAUUUCAUUUUUCACGCAUUUGGUAACAUUUAAUCACAUUGAAGCGUCGAUUGUUAAAUAUUAAAAGAAUAUACAAAGCACUCUCUACAAUAGUAAAUAUGAUUACCAAUGAUAAUCGUUGUGACUACUAGCGACGCUUAUGUAACAGAUCAACACUAAACAGAUCACUAAUCUUGGUAAUGAAUAAUCAAUUGUAAUGAAAACGAUUAUCGAAGAAUCUACUUAUUGUCAAUUAUUUCCAGUACUGACAAUUCGGAAACUAUAAACUUUCCAAUACUGGACUACAUAUAUUUGUAUUACCUUCAUAGUCAUAUUUAUUCGUUCAAUUAUUAAGUUCCAUAACUUAAAAUUAAUUUACAAUUACAACAUGCGAUAUAAAUCAUCCAAAAGCUAGAUAACUACAAAUAAAUAAUAAUAAAAUUACAGUUUCUGAAGAUAGUGUGAGUAUCGAUCGACGCUUCAAGAGAAACUAUUCGCGUUCUACACCGUGAUUUUUCUACUCUUCCAAUUUUGUACUUCCAACAAGGUGUAUAAGAUAUUUCAAAAACAUUGCUUUCUCAAUUUUAAAAGAGACAUUUUCCUCCGUAUAAGCAUCUCACCGACAGAGAAGAAAAAUAGUUUUCUACGUCUGCUCUUGUAAUUUGAGCCGUUUCUUUCGGAACACGGUUGUUCAAGCGCAAACAGGGAAACGUAAAAAGAUACGAGCGGUCAUACAUUCACGCGUAUAUUCAUUAUUAUCUCGUGCACGCACUUUCAAGUUUGCAUGCUCCAGUUUCUUCGUGUUAUAUGAAUCUUCAUUAAAGUGUCUUAGUCGUUAAGAGGAAAGCAAGGCCGAAAUACAGAGAGAGAGAGAGAGAGAGAGAGAGAGAAAGAGAGGAAAGCCAGGACGAAUUUGAUUUCCACGAAAUCACACAAGGGCGCGUAUAUUUUUCCCGAAUUCUGUCCUCUGGAUGAAUGUUUUCUAUUCCCAAAACUCCAUUUUAUUUAUUAUUGGUCGUUGAAAAAGUUCGUAGUGCUUUUAUUAUAGAGUAUAGAUUUUUAUGCAUUUAUGGAAAAUUUGGAAAUGCAACAGGAAUAUAUAAAAUGUUUAAAGUAUAGUAUCCUCUACAAUAUUUAAUAGGUGAAACAAAUUCUUAUUCAAAUUGCACUUUCUUAAUUAUAUUCGUAAAAAUGUGAAUUUGCAUGAAUAUACGUAGUCUGAUUAUGUAUUUCUUUCAAAUAAUGAAACGAAUAAAUAUUAUUCUUAGUUGGAUACUAAAGUGAAUUAAAGAGAAAUAUCGAGAAUUCGUUAAUGAACUAAAUCUUUCUUAACUUUCGCUACGAAUUUUCCAAUUCUUCAAAUAUAAAUUAUACAAAUAUAAAUAUAAAUUAUAAAUUACAAGUUUCUACAUGUUCCAAUUCAAUUCGAUUUUGUUUACUUUUAUCGUAGUUGAACGAUGAAAUGAUAAUGAUCCAGAUGGCAGAUCGAUCGACAAUGCUCCGCACAGGUCUGUUCGAUAGGACAAACGAACAUUAAAUUUAAGAUAAUUAGAUAGAGUUUAAAACACAAUUUGUGAUUCGAUCGGUGGAUUAAUCGAGUAAUCGAAAUUGAAGUCACGUGUAAAGCAAAGAAGGUUCGGACCAAGUCCAGAUCGGUUGAUCUCGAUCGUACAAAAAUAAAUUAGAAAAACAGACAAAAAAGAGUGAAAACUGGAAGAGACGAGGAUAAAGACAAAGCGAUAAAAUGUAUAGAUAUAACCAUUAAUAUAUUAUUGUAUUAAAUUAUAUAUAUACACACAUGCAUAUACAUAUAUGAUUGUUAUUUAGAUCGAAUUCUGGAACUUGGUCGGCAUUCUCAGUGUUUCCGACAAAAAUGUACUUACGACAAAAGAUGAUGAGAUUCAUUAUUAUAUUCAUAAAAUUAAAAAUAAAGAAAGCUUUUAAUAUCCAA